This is a messenger RNA of Oryza brachyantha (malo sina), 977 nucleotides long. RefSeq names its product probable N-acetylglucosaminyl-phosphatidylinositol de-N-acetylase. Gene Ontology annotation, molecular function: N-acetylglucosaminylphosphatidylinositol deacetylase activity. Gene Ontology annotation, cellular component: endoplasmic reticulum. The transcript is spliced from 9 exons. Lineage: Eukaryota; Viridiplantae; Streptophyta; Magnoliopsida; Poales; Poaceae. The record is from RefSeq and is a predicted model, not a curated record. Bases 97 to 888 code for a protein of 263 amino acids. Gene Ontology annotation, biological process: GPI anchor biosynthetic process.
UGGGCGUCGGCGAGGAGAAAUCUCGGGGAGACCGACGAGUGGCCAGUCCACCGCGCGCAGCGGGAGGAGUGGCGCGCGCGGCCGCCGGAGAAGUCCAUGGCGUGGAUCUGGAUGCUCGUGGCGGCAGGGGCCGUGCUCCUAUGGGCGGUUUCGCUGGGGCGGGUGCUCUCUUCUCCCUCGCCGUCGUGCCUGCCUGCCAACUCCACCUUCCUUUCCCCUCCUCACGGCGACAGGAUGAGCCGGAAUGUCCUUAUCGUUCUCGCCCACCCCGACGACGAGUCCAUGUUUUUUGCUCCGAGUAUUCUUUUCCUCAAGUCAAAAGGUCACAAUAUUCACAUCUUGUGCUUGUCUCAAGGCAAUGCUGAUGGCCUUGGAAAUAUUCGCAAAGAGGAACUCUACCUUGCAUGUGCCACUUUUAAGAUUCCAGCCGAGCAAGUUAAAGUAUUGGACCACCCAGAACUGCAGGAUGGUUUUCAUGAGAAAUGGGAUCAUCGACUAAUAGCAGAACUUACCAUGGAACAGGCCCAACUAUGGAACAUCGAUACGAUUAUUACCUUUGAUUCUCGAGGAGUAUCAGGCCAUCCAAAUCAUUGCAAUGUUCAUUAUGGCAUCUGCAAGCUUCUGCGUGACCACGUGCAAGGACACAUUGAAGCAUGGGAGCUUGUAAGCCUGAACAUUUUUCGCAAGUACAGUGGUCCAGUUGACAUUUGGCUAUCUUCUUUUACCCUCUCUUCAAGCUCAAAACAACCAAUUUAUACUCUGGUUAAUAAUAGUCCUACCAGAAGCUUUGAGGCAAUGGCUGCACACAAAAGCCAGUGGGUUUGGUUCAGGAGAUUGUUCGUCCUAUUCUCAAGUUACACAUACAUAAAUGUGCUCCAGAAAAUUUGAAGUUUGUUGUGUGAAAGAAAGCACCUUCCGACUCAGAUUGAUAAAUGUCUGUAAAUGAACCCUAGAGGCGGGAAGCUUCUCUGAAGAAA